UUUCUCUCUCAUCAACAGUUCUACAACACCGCCUAUAUAUAUACACAAAUUAAUAAAUCAGGAGAGAGAAAACACACUUUUUUUUUCCAAACUUUUUUCCAAUCUCUCCUCUCCGGCGAGCGGCGACGACGACGGCGGAAAGGGUUUUCCGAAAAUCGCGCGAUGAAAAUUUUCGUCAAAACUCUUAAGGGCACGAACUUUGAGAUCGAUGCUAAUAUCGAUGACACUGUUGCAGAUGUGAAGAAAAGCAUUGAGAAAAUACAAGGUGCAGAAACUUAUCCUGCUAACCUACAAAUGCUCAUCCAUCAGGGGAAGGUUCUGAAAGAUACGACAACAUUGGGAGAAAAUAAUGUUGCUGAGAACAGUUUCUUGGUCAUUAUGUUAAGUAAGAAUAAGCCUGCUGCAGCUGGAUCUUCAUCUGUGCCUGCAGCACCUUCUAGUCAGGCUCAGCCUCAGAGUACGACUAUUCCUACACCUGCAGCUGCUUUACCAGCAUCAGCUGCACCUCAAGCUCAGAUGCAGACUGCUGCAGAACCUACAGCUGCUGCACCAGCUGUACCUGCUGCUCCUGCUGCUUCUGGGGAAGAAGAUGUCUACGGGCUUGCUGCGUCAAAUUUAGUUGCAGGAAGCCACUUGGAGACUACCGUUCAGCAGAUUCUUGACAUGGGUGGAGGAAGUUGGGACAGAGAUACAGUUGUUCGCGCUCUACGUGCUGCAUAUAAUAACCCGGAGAGGGCUGUUGAAUACUUGUAUUCUGGAAUUCCUGAGCAAGCUGAAGUUCCUCCAGUUGCUCGAACUCCUGCUGCUGCUACUGCCACUGGUGCACAAGCUGGAAACCCUCUAGCUCAGGCUGGGAACCCACUUGCUCCAGCUGGGAAUCCACUUGCCCAGGCUCCUCAAGCAACUGUACCAGCAGCUGGUCCUAAUGCAAGUCCUUUAGAUCUCUUUCCGCAGGGCCUUCCCAAUGUGGGUUCUAAUGCUGGCGCAGGCUCGUUAGAUUUCCUUCGUAAUAGUCAGCAGUUUCAAGCAUUGCGAGCUAUGGUGCAAGCCAAUCCCCAGAUUUUGCAGCCUAUGCUUCAAGAACUUGGGAAACAGAAUCCGCAACUAAUGCGGCUCAUUCAGGACCACCAGGCUGAUUUUCUUCGCCUAAUCAAUGAACCUGUUGAAGGGGAAGGAAAUCUACUCUCACAGUUGACUUCUGCAAUGCCAGCAUCUGUGUCUGUGACACCAGAGGAGCGUGAGGCUAUUGAACGUCUUGAGGGUAUGGGCUUCAGACGGGCCACAGUAUUGCAAGUCUACUUCGCAUGCAACAAGAACGAGGAGCUGGCUGCAAACUAUCUCUUAGAUCAUAUGGACGAGUUUGAAAAUGAGGACGAUGAAGGCCUUUCCUGAAAUUGAAAAUGGAUCUUAUGUUGUCCCCUCAUCGUUCGGCAUACUCCGUUUUUUACUGCAUGCCCAUAGAAGAUUUGCCCUUUAUAAAUUGUGAGGAGCGUGAAGACGGUUGGUUAUGUGGAUUAGUUGCAAACCUUGGAUAUAUCAAAUGGUCUAGAUGUUAAUUUGUUCAGAUUUAUUAUGUACAACCUUUUCAUUUUACUUUUUGAUGGCAUUUCUCGUAACAUAUAAGUAGCUUAAAUCCUGAUCCAAGAGUGUCAGUUGUUGUUUCACAAACAUUGCCUCUUCAUGUUCUAUGUUUUUUCUAUGGCAGAUGGUAAAUCAUUCACGAGUA
Messenger RNA from Beta vulgaris subsp. vulgaris (sugar beet), 1726 nucleotides. RefSeq names its product ubiquitin receptor RAD23d. The coding region runs from base 163 to 1392 and encodes 409 amino acids. Gene Ontology annotation, biological process: proteasome-mediated ubiquitin-dependent protein catabolic process; nucleotide-excision repair. The record is from RefSeq and is a predicted model, not a curated record. Gene Ontology annotation, molecular function: ubiquitin binding; proteasome binding; polyubiquitin modification-dependent protein binding. Lineage: Eukaryota; Viridiplantae; Streptophyta; Magnoliopsida; Caryophyllales; Amaranthaceae. The transcript is spliced from 12 exons. Gene Ontology annotation, cellular component: nucleoplasm; cytosol.